GUAAUGUACAUCCCUUCCAGAAUCCACGUCUAUUGUUAAAACACCUCUCGGCAAAAAUGAACUCCACUAAUUCCACACUGAUUAAGAAAAGGUAUGAUUUCAGCACAGUCCUCAAUGUUAUGAUCGCAUCAGACAGCUUUGUGGUUAUUCUCGGUGCAGUCAUAAACGUAUGGCUAGUGGCGGCUAUCCUCUCCUCACCGGAACUGAGAGCAAGGUUUAGAAACAAAAUAAUCGUCUGCUUGUCCGUGUGUUUUCUCACGGAAUCUUUACUACGAGCACCAAUAGAACUGGUAGUGCUCACCAGUUAUAAGAAAAGACGAAAAGGUUUCGGUUGCCUUCUGAUGUCUGUCAUGGCAAAUAUCGAACUGCUUCAAGAUUUUAUCUCCAACUGGUACGUCGUCAUUCUGGUUUUGGUUUUCGUUGCCCAGAUCAAAGACAUCAACCCUAGAGCUAAGCUACAACCACUGGCCAUCACCAUCGGUACGGCUGUGGUGUUGUUCCUACCCUGGCUGCUGUCGUUGAUCACCAUCCCGUCUGUCAUGAGCAGCUACAGUAGAGUUUUCGUGUACAACUCAACUCGGUAUUGGAGCAGCUGUAUUUACCCCACGAGCGAAUCUCUCCUCAUUUUCAGGUCUCUGGACUCUGCCGUACCUCUCCUAACGACCCUAGUUCUUAUGACCCUUGCUGUCGUCUUCCGUCGGCAAAGAUUUAGACGUGGGUUCUCAGCAACGGGGAUGAGAGUGGAGUUAAUUAGCCAAGGACCAGCGGUCGACACCCUGCCAGCCUACAUUGCACUCGUUACAACAGCCAUACUUUGCAAUUUUAUUGAUGUACUUUUGUGCUUCGACGUCAUGGUCAUCGCGCCGUGGCAAAGGCUGUAUUUUAUGAUCGCAUCCAACGUGGUGUCCGACACCAGAGCUUACCUGAUGCCGCUCACCUGGCUCCUGAUGCCAGAGAUCCGAGACCGCCUGAAGACCUGGAGGCCUUGGUACCGACCUGGGAAGGGGAUCGACUUAACGGUGUCGUUUGAUCGAGAACAGACCGCGUAACCCGAUUCAACAUUUUAAAAAAUUGUUUUUCAAAUGUUUAUUAAAUUUAAACAUUAUAUAAUUUAGUUUUGGUUUUGUUAUUAAUUUGUGAAUAAAAUUUGCCAUUAGAU
This is a messenger RNA of Physella acuta, 1159 nucleotides long. RefSeq lists its product as uncharacterized. Lineage: Eukaryota; Metazoa; Mollusca; Gastropoda; Physidae. The record is from RefSeq and is a predicted model, not a curated record.